Molecule: messenger RNA, 374 nt
Organism: Anneissia japonica
Lineage: Eukaryota; Metazoa; Echinodermata; Crinoidea; Comatulida; Comatulidae
Exons: 2
Source: RefSeq, a predicted model, not a curated record
AGUUCAUGGGCAAGACUUGAUGAAGAAGGACUCCUGGAAGAGAGGCUGAUCCGACACAUGUGGCAUGACUUCCUUGACCAGUUAGAAGGCUUGUUACAGCUGAUGCAGAAGUUUGACUUGCUUUGUGUCAAGGCACAAUCUUCUGAGAUGCCAGCCGUUGUCGGAUCACCCGAGGAAGGGAAUCGUCUCUUCUACGUACCAUCCCUGCUAAAGAAGCAAGAAGAUGAGAUGAUGUGCAUGGAUCAGCUAAUGAAGUCCAAAUCAGUGGUCAUCCUGUACAUUGACUUCAAUGGGUUCUUGCCUGAAGGUCUCUUCUACCGACUCCUUGUGAGGCUUGUGCAGUGGUCACAGCAUCAGGGAGGCUAUGAGCCUAG